AUGGACGACUUCCGGGCCAAAUCAUUGGAGAUUUUCAACCUCAUCCGGGAUUUGACGUCCUUUGAGGGUGAGGAUCGCGGUCCGACAACACGAUUUCUCAUCUGGAACCUAUUAUUCAUCGCCUUGGGAGCAGUGGGCACGAGAGAAUACAAAAAUGUGAAGCUGCGAACGAGACAAAAACAGUCCUGGACGGCCUGGGCGGCCUUGGUCACAAGUGUCAUGCUAUUGCUCUCCUGCGUCCUCGAAUCGCGCGCCAUCUCCCUCGGUCACGGCAGACACGCUUCUUCCCUUUACAAGGAAGAGCUCCUCUCCAUUGCAGUAAUUUCACGCCUUGCCGACAUGUUCGUCACGCUCUCCAUCUUUUGGAGCAAGCUCUUUGCCAUCUCCGUCCUCCAGCCCAACGUUUCCUCGGCGGCUCGCCUCCGCCUGCUCCUAGACGUCGUCAUCGUUGCUUCCGCCCUAGGGAUGGCCGCAGCUACUGUGCUCGCCAGCGUGCCCGUCGAUAAGGUGUACUGUCCCGCGGGCGGAGAGGCGUGCGUCUCGCUCGAGACUUUUGUCUUCGCGGCCAAGACUUUGACCGCGUACUCGUGUGUUUUAAACAUUAUUAUUGUGUCUGCGGCCGCAGUGGUUGUUUCUAAGCUAUUGCUUGAGCGAAAGCAACUGGCUGGAGCCAUUGUUGUUGUUGCCCUUGGUGCAUGCUCUACCGUCGCCGCCGGUGUGAGACACUCUAAAUAUUCCGAACUAGACGACGGUGACUUCACCUAUCACGGCGCGUUCAUUCUCCUCUGGAGCGCCGCCGAGGCCGCCCUCAUGACGGUAGCGGCCAGCCUACCGAGCGUCCACCCAUACCAGAAGAAGAACACCGCCGGGCGCCCCUCGAGCCCGCCACCCGAGGCCGUCCCGCUUCGAAACAGGCGCGCGAAUCUCGAUGCCGAGAGAGGCCAGAGCAGUGAUACAGAUCUGCAGGAGAGCGAGGUACUAUAUCGGUCCAUGGUACGAGCGGGUCUAUUAUAA
Molecule: messenger RNA, 1014 nt
Organism: Parascedosporium putredinis
Lineage: Eukaryota; Fungi; Ascomycota; Sordariomycetes; Microascales; Microascaceae
Source: the annotation of a GenBank genome assembly